Molecule: messenger RNA, 2886 nt
Organism: Eleginops maclovinus (Patagonian blennie)
Lineage: Eukaryota; Metazoa; Chordata; Actinopteri; Perciformes; Eleginopidae
Product: leukotriene B4 receptor 1-like
Exons: 4
Coding region: 472-1605 (377 amino acids)
Biological process (GO): complement receptor mediated signaling pathway; inflammatory response; positive regulation of cytosolic calcium ion concentration
Cellular component (GO): plasma membrane
Molecular function (GO): complement component C5a receptor activity; leukotriene receptor activity
Source: RefSeq, a predicted model, not a curated record
UUCACCCACUCACUAAAUAUCCCUCAUGACUUCCCUGUGGAGACAAUUUACCGUUUUUCCCGGGAAAUGAUGCGAUCAGUUUUACAAGAUGUUAUUUAUCUCCAUUUUAUUCCCUCUUUUCUGUCAUAAGUAGGCACUGGUUUCGGUGCCUGGAUCCCUUCGGUCCUCAGAGGUUUCGGGUGUCAAAAUCUUUUAGGUAAAGCCGGAAUGCUUACCACUAUCAUAUAAUCAGAAAGCCACGAGUUGGAGGAACAAAGACGACACCUACAUAUAAACGUUGUUGUUUCUCUCGACACUCAGUCUUCAAACAAGAAAGCCUGGGAGUUAACAGUGGAUCAGGAAAGGUUUCAAACAGGUAGACAUUUUUCAAGAGGACUUACCGUCGUGGGCUUUAAAAGAGAUCAGCAGUAGAAGGUUGAGUCAGCUUCACAGUUGGCAAAGCCUCACUCGGAUUCUUCUAAGGCUUUGCUGAUGGCAUCCAAUAUCACCACCACCAUAUCCCAGCAGUCCUCCUCUUCCUCUGAUCCUCUGUCCAUCAGCGCCCAGGUCGGCAUCGCCAUCUUGACCCUGGCCUUUGUGCUGGGCUUCCCCGGGAACCUGUUUGUGGUUUGGUCGGUGUUGUGCCGGGUGAAGAAGCGCUCGGUGACCUGUUUGCUGGUGCUGAAUCUGAGUAUGGCGGACGCUUUCGUGCUGCUCAGUGCCCCUUUAUUCCUGCGCUACCUGGCUAGAGGCCAAGACUGGGAGUUUGGCUCGGCAGCAUGCAAGCUGGUGCAUUACCUAUCGAGUGUGAACAUGUACGUGUCCAUCUACCUCAUCUGCCUGAUGAGCGUCGACCGCUGGCUGGCCGUGUCCAGGCCUUUUCUGUUCAAGACAAUGAGAACCAAGCGCUCCCUACUGAUUCUCCUGCUCGGUGUCUGGGUGUGGGCGUUGCUCCUGUCACUCCCGAUGCCUUUCUACCGCAGGCUGGAUCCGAAGAGUACUUCCCCAAACAAUAUCACUUUGAGAAGCUGCGUACCAUACCAUUGGGAAAGCAAGGGUCACCGGGUCUUCCAGUACCUGUUUGAAACCAUCAUGGCAUUCCUGCUGCCUUACUCCCUCAUCAACACCUGUAACUCCACCGUCCUCUGCCGCCUGCAGAGCACCAACUUACAGCACAGAAGACGAAGCAGCCGCCUCAUCCUGAUGAUCAUCUGUACCUUUGCAAUAUUCUGGCUGCCGUAUCACAUCGUCAACAUCAUAGAGGUGGUAGGCCUUUUGCAGGACAGUAAAUCCACUGUUGAAGCUGCCUAUCUAGCCCGUCCAAGUGUCACGGCCUUCGCUUAUUUCAGCAGUGCGGCCAACCCCAUUUUCUACGUGUUGGCCGGCACCUCCUACAUCCGCCAGGCCGGCCUUGGCUUCAUGGGCAAGCUCUUUGAAGCCACCAGCUCGGAGAGUAGGGCCAUGCCAACAUUCUCCUGGUGCGAACACAUUAACUGCAGCUGUUCUGAACCGGAAAAGAGCCCCGCCCUGAACACCCUGUCGACGAAACUGGACACGAGCGGCAGCGUGGAGGGAAAAGAGGUGGUCGAUCCUGAACUCAGGACUCUGGCCAGCCAACCUAACUGAUGACACUGUGUUGACUCAUAACUUUUUGAAUUAUAAGGUGGUUCUUCUUGCAUAACUUUUCCAACAGGAAAUAUUCAAAGAAUGACUGGAUUUCAGUCAGAAAACUCACAUGUUUCAUUAGUAUGUUUAUUAGAAAGAGUAUAUAAUUUGAGUUUGGCGUCUAGGCUCAGGCCUCAUCACUCCACAUAUUAACGUAGAACAUUGAGUGAUGAUUAGAUAACAAACCCCCGAGCCUACAGGUGGAAGCUGGGGAGGAAGCUGGGGUGGUGUUAGGGCAGACGAGCAUCGCCAACGUGAACGCAGCAGCAGCAGCAGCAGCAGCAGCAGCGUGGAAACAGCAGUGGCGGCAGCAGAAUUAUCGAGGCAGAGGAAUAGGCAGAUCCAACAGUUUAAAUAGAGCGCCAGAUUUAGGAGACUAUGUUGGUUGGUUGCAAGAGUGACGAGGGGCGUUAUGUGCGAAUGUAUCAUUGGUGCUCGAGUUGACUGCCUGAGCUAGCUCGCAGAGUUCACCCCAUUUAUUUCCUUGACAGCCCUAUCAUAUCAUCAGCCUAAAAUUUGAUGUAAUGUGAGUCAACAGCUACAAAUCGUCUUUGAGCAGAGAGUGCACUCCAGGCAUUUUGAAAUGUGUUUGAGCCAAAGUGAAAUGCAAGUGGAGCAUUCAUUGUCCUUUCAGCCCUGUUAUACAGUAUGCCAAGACAACCAGUGUCCGAACUACGGGGGGACUCGGGGGAUCCGAGACCCCCUGAAACUGACACGAGACCCCCCGAAAACAUGAUUUGGGAAAUGUUGGGGGGUCUCUAAAAUAGUGUUUUCGAGAUCCGCGCUCUGAGUCAAGCGCAAGAGCAAGCGCACCCCCCCCCCCCGAGCGAAAAAUGGGACCCCCCGAAAAUCUCGGCAUAGUUCGAACACUGAAGACAACCAAACCAGUGAAGUCUGGUGACGAAUUGUGACCGGAGGUUCCCUUUACUCUAAUUAUAUCUGUUGAAACACUUGUGUUCAACCAACUAGCCCCUCCUUUGUCUGUGUCCUGCUCGGUGAUAGGCAGGUAGCGGACCUUGGGUUUGAGUGCUUUUAACAUAAAAAACGUCCUUGUUUCGCUGAGCAGAAAAGUGUGAAUCACAACAGUUAAGUUGGCCUGAAUAUCCAAACAGCACUCUGAAAGAUGCUAAAACACUCAAUUGUUCUUCUGAACUGAUUUUUUAACUGAGCAGUUAAAAAAUGUAAUACAGAGAAAUUGAAAAAUGAAGGGAAUCAUACAAAUGUGACAGAUCUCGAUUUCAU